AUGGCUACUGUUUCGAGGAUGUUGCUGAAGAGAGAGACGAUCCCUCGCAUAAGCCAAACCACGAGGAAGCUCUUCUCCACCGAUGGAUCUCCUUCUUUCCUUGACAGACUCAGAAAUCUUCCCAAAGAUUUCCCCGCCACUAACGCCAAACGCGAUGCCUCUCUGCUCAUCGGAAGAACUCCUCUCGUGUUUCUCAACAAAGUCACUGAAGGAUGCGAAGCUUACAUUGUAGCCAAGCAAGAACAUUUCCAGCCUACGUGUAGCGUCAAAGACAGACCAGCUUUAGCCAUGAUUCUAGAUGCAGAGAAGAGAGAACUUAUCACCCCUGGAAAAACAACCUUGAUAGAGCCCACUUCAGGAAACAUGGGAAUAAGUUUGGCAUUCAUGGCGGCUUUGAAAGGGUACAGAAUUAUAAUGACGAUGCCUUCCUACACCAGCUUGGAGAGGAGAGUGACGAUGAGAUCCUUUGGUGCAGAGCUUGUCCUCACUGAUCCAGCCAAAGGAAUGGGUGGAACCGUUAAGAAAGCUUAUGACCUCCUUGAGAAUACUCCUGAUGCUCAUAUGCUGCAACAGUUUGCUAAUCCAGCAAACACUAAGAUUCAUUUUGAUACUACUGGUCCUGAGAUUUGGGAAGAUACGCUUGGGAAUGUUGAUAUCUUCGUGAUGGGAAUCGGCAGUGGAGGCACAGUCUCUGGUGUUGGUCAAUACCUUAAAUCUAAAAACCCCAAUGUCAAGAUAUAUGGAGUUGAGCCUGCUGAAAGUAACAUACUCAACGGUGGCAAGCCAGGUCCACAUGCUAUCACAGGAAAUGGGGUUGGAUUUAAACCGGAUAUCUUGGAUAUGGAUGUUAUGGAGAGCGUUCUUGAGGUUAGUAGUGAGGAUGCUAUAAAGAUGGCUAGAGAAUUGGCUUUGAAAGAAGGUCUCAUGGUUGGGAUAUCAUCGGGGGCUAACACUGUGGCAGCAAUUAGGCUUGCGAAAAUGCCAGAGAACAAAGGCAAACUCAUUGUGACGGUUCAUGCGAGUUUUGGAGAGAGAUACCUGUCGUCGGUUCUGUUUGAUGAGCUGAGGAAAGAAGCAGAAGAGAUGAAGCCAGUUUCAGUGGACUGA
Molecule: messenger RNA, 1107 nt
Organism: Thlaspi arvense
Lineage: Eukaryota; Viridiplantae; Streptophyta; Magnoliopsida; Brassicales; Brassicaceae
Source: the annotation of a GenBank genome assembly